Mercenaria mercenaria is the source of this 1744-nucleotide messenger RNA. RefSeq names its product putative tyrosinase-like protein tyr-3. The transcript has 9 exons. The record is from RefSeq and is a predicted model, not a curated record. Lineage: Eukaryota; Metazoa; Mollusca; Bivalvia; Venerida; Veneridae. Bases 637 to 1662 code for a protein of 341 amino acids. Gene Ontology annotation, molecular function: oxidoreductase activity.
UAUUUAUCAGUCAGUACUACGAAAACAUUGGGAUUCUACACUGAUAGCCUUCUUGGUAGUUUCGAACCCAAUUCAUAUGACCGACACCUAUAAAAAGGUGAACUUGGAUCGCAUACAGGUAAAUCCGCCCACAAACGUUUGCGCCGUUCGGAAAGUUCGAAAAUGCUGUCCAUCUCUGUACAACUGCUGCUGGCGCUUGUCGUUGUAAAUAAUUGAAAGGCUUAUCAGUUCAACGUAAGUCUUCCUGACACUGCAAAAGCUGAGAUUGAUGAAUGUAUUCAAAGAUCUCAGGAAACACCGGUUAUAAACUGGCAAGCAGUGCUAGCAUGUGGUCAUGAUUAUUUUACAAAACUGAAGCCUAACAAUUUGACAGAAGAAGACUGGGAAGUCUUCCAGAGAGUAACCAAUGAAGGAUUUGGACAUCAUCCGCCAGCGACUGGAAUCAGUACUCGUCGUGAAGUGCGAACAUUAUCUAAAGAAGAAUGGCAAAAUGUGACAGAUGUUUUUAGAAAACUAUUUGAUGCUGGAACUCUCCAGUCGUUUGGACGUUUGCACGGACUAGCACAGACGAGAGCUCACAAAGGAGGCGCAUUCUUACCUUGUCACAGGGUCUUUCUUACCCAUUUUGAGCAAGAGAUGCGGAAUAUAAACCCUAGUGUAUCCUUGCCAUACUGGGAUUACACCAUUGAUCACGACAUCGCGCAACCUUUCGAAUCUGUCCUUUGGACUCCGUGCUACUAUGGAGAGAACAAUAAUGUUGUGAGAUCUAGCUCAUUUAGCUUUCUUUAUGGAGCGCAUGGAGCUGUUAUUUCAAGGGAUUUGGCGAAAAAUUACUACUCUACAAAGCUUAUCAGCAAAGCGGACAUAGACAUAUUAAAGGGUUUUUGCAACUUUAAAGACAUAACCACCGGUGCUGACGAGACAGCUAAGGAGCAUAAUUUAGAAGAUCUACAUGAUAGUGUGCAUGAUUACAUUGGAGGAGAUAUGGGUGUUGUUGAAAACUCGGCAUAUGAUCCAGUAUUCUGGUUUCACCAUGCCUUUAUCGAUUAUAUAUGGGAAUCAUUUAGAGAACAUCAAAUUGAACAAUGCAGUAACAUAGACGUUGAGUCUGAUUAUAGGCCAUUAGAUGAUUUGGGAUGGAAAAUUGUAAAUAAACAAGGACCCGAAGAUUCCAUGUUUGGUUACACACACCUAAAGAUCAUCGAUGGGCUUUGGAACAACUGGACGGACACAUUUUAUACUUAUGAACCCCAACCUUCGUGUGGAAGCACAUGUACUGGGAAAUAUUUGUACUGUGAUGACAAAAACCGAUGUUUAACUCGUACUAUAGAGACUUGUACUGAGAAAGCACCCGAAAGAUUUUCACGUGAACACAAAAGCACGGAUCCACUCGUACCGAAACUUCCAUGUGAGGCUGGGACAGAACUAAAAGGUCUUAAAGGGGAUGGUAGAACGAGAGACACAUCUAAAGCUGAAUGCGAAAACAUUUUGAAAAACAUCAGAAACGGAAAUGACCCGCAGCAUGUUGAAAGCAGCAAAAGAGCUUUGGAAAAUUUUGGAUUUGUCGCAAUCGGGAUGGCUGUUGGUCUUAUUGGUACUAUACUUGUCGUGCGGAUUCAUCGCAAAAUAAGCAGAAAGUCAAAAUAUGAUAAUGUAAAAUAAAAAAAGAACUUUCAGUUUUAUGAAUUGCGAUAGUACUAUGUAAAAUGUAAAGUAUGCAAAGAAAAUUAAAAACUAGACUGUC